Cotesia congregata is the source of this 3054-nucleotide messenger RNA. NCBI's taxonomy places the organism in Eukaryota, Metazoa, Arthropoda, Insecta, Hymenoptera, Braconidae. The record is from the annotation of a GenBank genome assembly.
AUGUAUCGUUACGUUAAAAGCACGUUGUACAUCGGCAUACUUUUUCUCAUAAGUAUUGGAAUCAGUCAUCAACAGGAGGAGGACAUUCCACACAAUGAAGUGAGAAACUGGGCACUUAAGUUUGGUAAUUACCAUGGGAUGAAUGCAGCUGUGAAUAAAAAAGAUGGUCUAGUUUUGGUACGUGAAAUGGCAGCGGAAGUCAAAAAUAUGAUGGACUUUAAGAUGAAUGCCGUUAUGAGAUUGAUGGAAAGUGCGGAGCAAGCUGCAGUAUCAUCGCCAAGGGACCCAACUACAUCACCCCGAUACUACAGUUCCCAUGAGAUCAACAGAUUCACUGAUGACGGUAAACUCACACCCGGUACUCGUGAAUUGUUACUGUCGAUGAAUCGUCACUUUGACAAUUUACCCGUCAAUUUGAGUAUGUCUGCUGUUCUUUUUCCGCCGAGUGUUGACGACUCUGACAGCCAAGUCUCAUCUGGGCUCCAGUGGAGCGAUCAUUUAGACCCACUUUUUGUCAAUAAUUAUGAAAGUGAUCCCACUUUACCUGAUGACCCGGACGUCUAUGACUUCCGUAUGUCUGACUGGUUCGUCGGUGGUGCUACUUGCCCCAAAGAUCUGGCAAUUCUAGUCGACAGUACGAGUUUUUCAUCUAAAAAAAUCCGCAAGCUGGCUAUAGCCACGACAAAAAGUAUCUUAGACACACUGUCGACGAACGACUACGUGAAUGUCUAUCGCUUUUCUGAGAGUGUUGAGGAAACUGUUCAAUGCUUCAAGGAUUCACUGGUGCAAGCGUCACCGGAAAAUGUACGCAGCCUAAAGAACUCAUUGUACUCAAUACAAUCAGAUUCGACGGCAAAUGUAUCAGCCGCAAUGGCCACUAGCUUUGAAAUUCUCUACAAAUACAAUAGAACUGGAAAGGGGGCUCAGUGCAAUCAAGCUAUUAUGUUGGUUACUUCUAAUACUGAGGCUCCGUCAUCAGACCUUAUUAAAAAGUACAAUUGGCCUCAUAUGCCCGUCAGGAUAUUCACCUAUCUUAUUGGUGGGGACAAAAGUUCAGAACUUCAAGAAAUGGCUUGUGUUAAUAAAGGUUUUUACGCGCGAGUGACGUCAAUGGAAGACGUAAAAAGUAAAGUUUUUGAGUACGUCAAAGUUUUAGCACGACCUAUGGUUUUGUAUCAACACGAUCAUCCAAUUCAUUGGACACCUGCUUAUGUAGGCGGUGAGAGCAGUAGAUACGGCGAAGAAAGACGUGGGCAAUUAAUGACAUCAUUGGGUGUAAAUGGCUACUCGUUUAUCGUCGACAAUAAUGGUCGUGUCUUGUAUCAUCCAGAUCUACGUCCUUUGCCGACAAGUCCAAAUUAUGAAAACUCAUUGCAUCCUAGAUACACGAGCGUUGACUUGUCAGAAGUUGAACUAGCUGAGUUUGAAGGACCUAGUUACAUUUAUAAUAAUAACUCGCUGCUUUUUGAUUUAAGGCGCGAUAUGAUUGAGCAAAAAGAGGGAGAGACAAAUUUUGCGGUGAAAAUUCAUUAUGACAAUAUGAAACGUGUAACGAUUCGUCGACACAAUUAUUUUUACGAGCCUAUUGUCGGGACUCCGUUCUCUCUGGGGUUAGCACUGCCCGAGGGCUAUGGUAUGCUGGAAGUGCUCGCCGAGCUGGAGCUGAAACACGCUAUUUUAAAUGUGUUUGACUAUCUAAAUGGAAGUAAUUGGAAAGUUCACCCGGAUUGGGUUUACUGUGAGUACAGCUCGGCGUCUGAUAAGCAAUUUUCAACCCCCGAGGAACGUAUUCUCCAUUUCCUCGGUCGUACUCGUAUGCCCGGCGAUAAAAGAUUAGUACAAUCACUAGUUAUGGAUGCAGUAGUAACUGGUGGGUUCAAUAAAAGAGACUCUAACUUGAUGCACAGGGAAGAUAAUCAGAACCAAGGAAAAGGGAGAUUCGACGUCGUCCGAAGUUUCAUCGCUACGAGGAGUGGUCUCUUUCGAUGGCACGACCAUCAAGACAAUAAGGAAGCCGAAGACGAACCGCAUUUCGCUGACAUGAACAAAAGAGCUAUGGACACAUCAUGGUACAAAAGAGCCGCGGAACAGCACGCUGUGGAGCCUGAGAGUUUCGUAUUUAGUGUGCCUUUCAACGCCGCGGAAAUGACGGAACCACUUGUAACGGCAACUCACGCAGUCUUCUUCGAGGGUAAAAAUCAACAUAAGGCACCAGCUGCUGUUGUUGGUAUCCAACUACAGCAUUCAUCAUUAUCAUCCCAUUUCAUGAAUAUUACUUCCACGUGCACUUCUUGCAAGAAAAAUUGCGCGUCUCAAGAUCUGGACUGUUACAUCCUUGAUAACAGCGGAUUCAUAAUUAUUAGCGAAAAUAAUGAACACACGGGAAAAUUUUUCGGUGAAAUAGAUGGUACUAUAAUGGACUCGCUCGUACAGGACAGGAUCUACAGUCCGGCAUUUGCCUGGCCAAAUGACGCUAAUUCAGAUGACGUUGAUAUUAAAAGUGAUGACGAGACAAAUUCUUACGAAUCGAAAAAUUUGUCGGAAGAGCCAGCGGCUGGAAGCGAUAAGGCACCUUCAUUUCCGGCGGUAGUGUCUCCUCCAACAGUUCCGCCUGCCUCUCACGCAACAUCAGCUCAAUAUACGAUCAAUAAAGUACGCCCGUGUGAAAAGAAGACGGAUCUGUAUAUUUUGCAGCCUGAAAGAUUGAACACAAGUGGUCAGAGCAAUCCACUAAAGGGUAAAUUGACGAAUUGCCAUGUAACCGGAUGCGAGAGGCCUUUCAGUGUCCAAAAGAUUCUUCACACGAAUCUUAUUUUACUGGUGGUGGAUACACUUUGUCCGUGUGGCAGUAAGCAGCUUAGUAUCGAGCCCGUCGAGGCAGUUAACGAACCAGGAGUUUGUUCAACACGACGUGAACGUCUCUAUCGACGACGACCACCUAAAUGCAUCAAUUAUCAUCCUGAAGAAAUGGAAAUAAAAUAUUGCGGUAGCGCUAAAAAAUUUUACUUAUCGUACGGCCUCAUUGUCGCCUUGUUGUCGAUAUACUUUACGUGA